UGUUGCGAAGAAUAUUUUUGACAGCGUGACCUUUGAACCAGGAUGUUCCCUUGCCACUUGCGUCAUAUUCGAAGAUGGAACGAAGAUCGAGAGUUUUAUUGACCUUUGAACUUUACCAGUCUGUUUCCUGUGUGUAAAGUUGCACUAUAUAUGACUCAAGAAACAGGAAGUAAGAGAAGCAAGAUCAAGGAUUGAUAUUGAAGAGUGUUAAACUGUGGAGAAGAAUAUGAAUAUUUUGAAGAUGAACUUAAUGACUAGCUGUCAGAAUUAAACCACUUAUGAGAACGUCUGCACCAAAAUUAUGGAUAAUUCUCUUCUGUGUAAUAAAACACACAGAAUUAUCAGACAUUGAUGCCAAAAUUACAUAUGCUGAAUUUGGUGCAGGAUUGAAUCUGAGCUGUAAUUGUUUUUCUAAAAAUACCGGAAGUCAAAUCAAGAGAUGGUGUGACAAUGAUGGGUUAAUUAAAGAAUCGGGGGAUGACUGGGGUCCAAAAUUGUUUAAUGGAGGUGAAAUACUCAAAAUACAAAGUGUCAGAAACCUGGACAAGAAUAUCACAUACGAGUGUCGAGUUGUUGGUCAAAACGGAUCCGAAGAGCACUGUCAAAAAUAUACUGUACAAGCUUUUCGAUGCAGACCAAACACAGAAUCAAUUGAACCUGAAAACAAGACCAAUUUGGAGCUUGGCGACUCACCUAUGUUCACCUGUAAACAGUACUUUGCAUGUAACAAAGUGAAUGAGGUUCAUUCAGUAUCAAUGAGAACCAAGGCAAAACGCAGCAGAGUCCUACCAUGCAUUGUCAGUGAUCAUGGAUUAACACAUGACUGCAAACUACAGAUUCUAAAUAUAGCAGCAGAAGAUUUUGGUAAAGCUGUUCAAUGUGUUGUGAAUGACAGUGGAAUCAUAUCUGUAUAUGAGGCAUUUCCAUUUAAAAAAGAAAAGAUUGUCAAUCUAAGGCAGCCAUCUGAGAUAAUCAUAGCAUUGAGUGUAAUUUUUGUUAUGAUCAUUCUAUUAGCCAUUAUUGUCAUCAAGGUCUGUUUCUGCAAUCAGAAAUAUAAAAGCAAAUGCAAAUGCCUAUCACCACUUGAUUACUUUAAUUCAGAAUAUAAGAAUAAUCCCCAAAUACUGGUGUACAGUGUUCUCGAAGAGGAUGAUUUGCUGUCAACAAGAUUGUUUUCUUUGAAUGAGCUACUGCAGGAUUUUUAUAAAUAUAAAACUUAUGAUAAAGAUAUCAAAGAGGGAGAGAAUAUAAUUGGGGCAUUUAGUGAAUUGGCUAAAGAGAGCUUGGCGUUAAUCAUUGUGGUUGAUGUGGGACUCUUGAAAAAAGAUGAAGAUUACAAAAAUAAGUUUACCAAUGUUCUGAAUUCUGAUGCAGCGAAGGGAAAAUGCAGGAUACGACCUUAUUACACAUCAGUUUUAUACAACUAUGAAAACUGUUGUGAAUUUCAGGGUGGCAUUAAGGAAUGUUAUCAAAAGAAUGACCUAGAAAAAAAAUUUGUUAGUUUUGACAUUAAGGGUAAUCAAACUGAUGUGGAGAAAGUAAUAAUGAAAAAACUUAAAAAACGUCUACCUCCCAUUUCAGCUUCUGAUAGAGCUUCUAAAUCAAAGCACAAUUGUAUUUCAAAAGUGACAAGCAAUGGGAAUUAUAAAAGCUGUGAAUCUGCAAACUUUUCUGUGAAUAAAACGCCAAAUUCUUGUCCAGAUUACUCGAGAAUGGAAAGCUACAUGAGCAGUACAAGUGAGACACCUCUGUUCAUUUCAUAGGGCUUUCUACAGAUAAAAUGACAUUGUCUAUGAGUACCAGUUAUUUGUCAUUCAAAGAUUGUUCAACCAUACAAAUGUUCUAGGCUUUAAUAUUGCAUGUAUAUAUUUUUUCCGGUGAUUAUUUUUGGUCCAUGGAAAUAAGAUGUUUAAAAAGUUCAGGGGAAAUAUAUAUCUGUUAGGUAAAAAGCAAUCUCAAAUGUGUGAUUUUUAAAGUUUUCCAGUCAGAGGAAGUGAUAUAUAUAGCAUCACUCUUCUCUAGGAAAAUUAUUUGACCUAAGUCCCACACAUAGUGCUAAUAAAGGCAUAUACAACUGUAAUGGAUGUUACUACAUGUUUAUGGUUGUAUAAUUAUGAGUUAAAUGGCCAUUUUCUAUCCAGAGUUGUUGUUCCUGCCAUGCUUCCAAAUACACCUCUGUCAAUGCUCAUUGUACAAGAUUCUUGUACAAGUUUUGAAUGGUGAAAGUUUAUAUAAAUAGAUAAUAAUAAUAUUAAAAAAAACAUUUGUAGAGUGGCCUAUAUAAUAAAAAUUACCCUAAGGGGUUUAACAAUAAGGAUAUACUGAUAUAAAUGUGCAAGAUGUUAAUCAAAAUUUUGAAUUAUUGUAAUUAUCAAAUUGAAUAAAGAUGACAAUUUGUCAUUUAUUUCAAAUCUAUCAUCACUUCAAAUGAUUUAUUUUUAAAGUUUUGAAGGAACUAUUUUGCAGAGUAAAAAUUGAAAAACUUUUUUAAAAAAAUCCUUUUAAGGGUAAAAUUCCAUUGAUAAAUUUUCCGAGAACUUUGUAAGUUUUACAUGUUAUAUAUAUGAAAUAUUUCAGACACUUGUUAUAAGUUCAGAAUCAACAAGUCUCUAAUGAUAGAUGGCCAAAUAAUAGUAAAAAUCAUCAUCAUAUAAAAUAAAUAAACUUCACGCAUAAUAAAGAUGUAUCUCUGAUAAAUGUAGAAAAAAAAAUUGAGGAUAUAUAUCUUGAAAGUCAAAAUCUAACCGAAUCUCAAAUAAAUUUUUGUACACUGCAAAAUAUAUGAUUAUUUACAUCAGUAGAUAAGGAAUCUUUUCCUCAUAAUAAAAAAAGAGUAUUAACUAUUGUCAAAUGGUUAAAUUUAAGAAUAUUGUUGACUAGGUCAUUUCUUGGCCUCCAUAUUUCUUAGAUGCAAAGCUUGACAGCAUGAACAAUUGGGUGAGUCUGUUAUAAUUCGUUCAUAGCUGUGGUUGUUGUCAUACCAUAUAAUCUUCAAACUUCACUCACAGGUUAUUAGAAUUGACCUUGGCCAUAAUUUUUUGAGCAAAAUUUUAAGCAAAUGAAAAACUUAUUUGUAUUUAGGAGAGUGAUUUGUCAAAUAAAAAUACAACUUACCUAUAAAGGUUCUUUCAUGGUUUUUUUUUUUGUUUUUUUCAGUUAAUUAUUUAGAUAUAGCACAGCCUCCUCAUUUUUUGUUUAAUUUGAAUAAUUCACUAGAUGUGAUUAAAAGUGGUACACACAUUCAUGUAGCUUGGCUGAACUAUUACAGUACGUAUUCUAUAUGUUUGUAGCUGGCUUAUUAAGCAGUGUGUAUUGUAUUGAUCAGUGCAUUAAAUAAAUCCACAACAUUG
This is a messenger RNA of Saccostrea echinata, 3350 nucleotides long. RefSeq lists its product as uncharacterized. NCBI's taxonomy places the organism in Eukaryota, Metazoa, Mollusca, Bivalvia, Ostreida, Ostreidae. Bases 279 to 1763 code for a protein of 494 amino acids. The record is from RefSeq and is a predicted model, not a curated record. The transcript has 8 exons.